ACAGUACACGGCAAAGCAGCGUCAACGCUCGCCGCGUUUUCGAUUUCAUAUGCGCGUACGCAUUCCUCGUAAGAGCGAAAGUUUUUUUUUUAUUUUAAUCAAAACUUCUGUUUAGUAACCAAAAAUGAGUUUGGAGACCAGAAACAAAAAGGUUAUGGAUACCUUUGAGAAAUAUCACAUUGAACGCUGGGGUAAUGGGGAUGUUAAUAAAAGACAGUGCGCUCAAGUGGCGACAAAUGUUGUGGAACAGAAGCACCAAGUGUCGAGGGCGACAAGGAGUCGUGCCCUUGGCAGUAGAGCCUUCCGCGGCAGUACGGUUUGGUUCACGGGACUCAGCGGCGCCGGCAAGACUAGCAUCGCUUUCGCUCUCGAAGCUUAUCUGGUUUCUAAAGGUAUCCCAUCAUACGGACUCGAUGGAGACAACAUUCGAACUGGGUUGAACAAAAACCUCGGCUUCACAAAGGAAGACCGCGAGGAGAAUAUUAGGAGAGUGGCAGAGGUGGCUAAACUAUUCGCCGAUAGUGGAGUCGUAUGCCUUUGCAGUUUUGUUUCGCCAUUUGCCGAGGACAGGGAAGUGGCACGUCGUAUUCACACGGAUUCAGAUUUACCUUUCUUCGAAGUCUUCAUUGAUACACCACUCGAAGUAUGCGAACAGAGAGAUACAAAGGGUCUCUACAAGAAAGCUAGGGAAGGACAAAUAAAGGGCUUCACGGGCAUCACACAAGAAUAUGAAAGGCCUGAAGAACCAGAACUUAUCAUUCAGACUGUUGGUCGUUCCAUCGAGGAAUCCACAAUGGAAGUUAUCAAGCUUCUAGAGUCACAGGGUAUAAUUCCCCGGUUCAGCAGCAGUAGUGCACCGGUGGAGGAACUGUUCAUAUACGGCAACCGUCUCACCAGCGCUUUGGAGGAGGCAGCGCGCUUACCACAGAUUGAAAUCACUGAACUAGAUUUACAAUGGGUUCAGGUGCUAUCCGAAGGUUGGGCGUAUCCACUCAAAGGGUUCAUGCGUGAAAAAGAAUAUCUUCAAGCACUCCAUUUCAACUGUAUAACGUCACAGGACGGUUCAUUAGUCAGUCAAUCUGUGCCAGUAGUGUUGCCAGUCGAGACGGACGUGAAAGAGAGACUGUCAGGCGCAGAUGCCAUAGCUCUGUCUCACUCUGGGAAACUCGUUGCGGUGCUAAGAGCGCCAGAAUUCUAUCCCCAUAGAAAAGCGGAGAGAUGCGCUAGACAAUUCGGUAUACACCAUACGGGACACCCUUAUAUCAAGAUGAUCGAUGAGUCCGGCGAUUGGUUAGUGGGCGGUAACUUGGAAGUAUUCGAGCGUAUACGUUGGAAUGACGGACUCGAUGCGUACAGGAUGACGCCCAACGAGCUGCGGCAAAAGUUCAAGGAGUUAGGGGCCGAUGCUGUGUUUGCAUUCCAGUUAAGGAAUCCAAUUCACAACGGUCACGCUCUGUUGAUGCAAGAUACUCAAAAGCAGCUCGUCCAGCGUGGCUUCAAAAAACCUGUUCUACUUUUGCAUCCGCUUGGUGGAUGGACGAAAGAUGACGAUGUGCCUUUGGAAGUGAGGAUCAAUCAGCAUAAAGCGGUUUUGAGCGAAGGGGUGCUGGACCCUCAGGCUACAGUACUGGCUAUAUUCCCUUCACCGAUGAUGUACGCCGGUCCCACUGAGGUGCAAUGGCACGCCAAAUGUCGUAUGAACGCGGGGGCCAACCAUUACAUAGUGGGGAGAGACCCCGCCGGUCUCCCCCACCCCGCCGCCGCUGGGGACUUGUAUGAUCCUAGACAUGGCGGGCUCAUACUAGCCAUGGCACCCGGACUCGACGACCUAGAGAUUAUUCCGUUCCGCGUGGCAGCAUACGACACUUCGGUUGGCAAAAUGGCAUUCUUUGACCCAACUCGUAAGGAGGACUUCGAUUUCAUAUCCGGUACCAGAAUGAGAGGUCUCGCCAGAGCAGGCAAGGAGCCACCAAAAGGUUUCAUGGCACCAACGGCAUGGAAAGUGCUGUCUGAAUAUUAUCAAUCGUUAAAAUCCAAAAUGGACACCAAUUGAAAAGCAGACCUGACGAAUAUCAAAUGUAGAACAUUGAAAAUUUAUUUGACCUGUGUAUUCGAUACUGACCUACAAAUAUUUUGCUAGUCAAUUUGAGCUUC
Molecule: messenger RNA, 2154 nt
Organism: Diatraea saccharalis (sugarcane borer)
Lineage: Eukaryota; Metazoa; Arthropoda; Insecta; Lepidoptera; Crambidae
Source: the annotation of a GenBank genome assembly